CCCCUCCCCCCCCCCCCCCCUAUCACGAUGCACUUCUUCCUCUCCCUGCUGGUGGUGGCUACUACCAUGGCGGUGGCAGUCUCUGCCGCAGGCCCGCGGGCAUACGUAGAGACGGCGUACUCGCACACCCUCACCACCGCCCUUCGUGACGCCUCCCUGGACGUCUUCCAUGACAAGUUCUCGUCGGUUGCUCUUCCGGAUGUGGCGGGAAGGGCAUCAGCCUUUAUUGGCUCGGUCGACUAUGCUCUUCGCUCGCUGCUGCUGCAAUCGGUGGCUUUGAACAACGCCCAGCUGGUCUUCCUCCCUCCCUCCCGCAUCGUUGUCAAGUCGGUCGAUCUGGCCGCCGCCGCCUCCUUCCACUGGUCCUACCGCGAGGUUGCCUGGCCGCAUGCGUCAGAUGGCGGUUCGGGCACUGCUCGCGUCUCCCGGACCUCGGUCGAGCUCACCAUCGAGCUCAGCAAGGCUGAAGAUGGCCGGCCUACCGUCGCCGUCGCCGAUGCCAACGUCGUCGUUGGCGAGCUCGACAUCUCGCUUUCGGGCGGCGCGUCGUGGCUGUACAAGUUUGUUCUGGGUGCGUUCAAGGCCCACGCUGUCGACUCGCUUCAGUCUGCGCUCCGCGACGCCGUCGUCGACGCCUUUACCGAGCAGGCCUCGGCCUUUGUCGCCGCCCUCCCGCUCCGUCUUGACCUCGGCGCCAAGACCGGUCUACCUGUCGGCACCGUGGACCUCUCGCUUGUUGCCGCGCCCGUUGUUGACGACGCCUUUGUCCGCUCUUCGCACCUCGGACGCAUCGUUGAUCCGGCCGACCCGGCCCACGCCUACGAGCCCACCGUCGAGGUUGGCCCGCUCCCGGCGCUCGACUCGGGUCGCGACGUCCAAAUGGCGGUCUCCGCCGGCUUGCUCAACUCGGACUUUUCCUACAUGUAUGCCACCAAGGCGCUCAACACCCAGCUGGUGGCGCUUCCGGCAUCGUCGCCCAUCCAGCUCUUGGUCUCCAACUUUCGCCAGAUGGUCCCUGCGCUUGCCAAGUACUUUAAGGACUCGCAGCAGAUGCUAGCAGUGGUGACACUCGACGCCCCGCCGAACAUCACCCUCUCUGCCUCCCGUGGCGUUCUCCUGGAGGCCCACGCAAGCAUCGCGUUCUCGGUCUACCCCGACGGGAUUGUGGUGACCGACCCGGCCACCGCGCCCGCCGCCGCCUUUGCCUACGAGCUUGGUGCCGUCUUCAAGGCUUCGGCCUCCUUUGCCCUGGCACCGGCCUCGGCACCGCCCUCGCACACCCUCCUUGUCGGCUCGGUGGCGGGCCUCGAUGUCGACCUCUCCGCCCGCCGCUCCGCCAUCGGGCCGGUCGACGCCACCACCACCUCGCAGUUUGCCAACUUUGCUCUCCACCGGGUCCUCGUCCCGCAGCUCAACGGCUACCUCUCCACCGGCUACCCACUCCCGCUUGCCGCCGGCAUCGACCUCGUCGAUCCCGAGCUUACCACCCUCGACGGCGCCUUUCUCAUCAACUCGGGCGUCAAGAUCUCCGCUGCUCUCCUUGAGUCGCUCCUCGAGUAAUCGAGCCACACCAAGCCCACAAAGAACGACAGCCAGUCACACAAAACACCAUCAAGAACCACACAGAGCCAACG
This is a messenger RNA of Thecamonas trahens ATCC 50062, 1634 nucleotides long. RefSeq lists its product as uncharacterized. Gene Ontology annotation, molecular function: lipid binding. The transcript has a single exon. Bases 28 to 1560 code for a protein of 510 amino acids. Lineage: Eukaryota; Apusomonadida; Apusomonadidae. The record is from RefSeq and is a predicted model, not a curated record.